This is a messenger RNA of Austrofundulus limnaeus, 4517 nucleotides long. It is a transcript of the gene klhl22, whose product is annotated as kelch-like family member 22. The transcript has 8 exons. Gene Ontology annotation, biological process: proteasome-mediated ubiquitin-dependent protein catabolic process; positive regulation of TORC1 signaling; protein monoubiquitination. Gene Ontology annotation, cellular component: Cul3-RING ubiquitin ligase complex; mitotic spindle; nucleus. Gene Ontology annotation, molecular function: protein binding. Lineage: Eukaryota; Metazoa; Chordata; Actinopteri; Cyprinodontiformes; Rivulidae. Bases 307 to 2211 code for a protein of 634 amino acids. The record is from RefSeq and is a predicted model, not a curated record.
UUUGAUCUGUCAAAAAACCAAGAGCCUCCCCUUGCACUGUACUAAUUCGUGGCGUUGGGACAAAACUGAUACCUUAGAGCGUGCUUGUUUAGAAGAACAUCACUAAAUCUUGGUUUGAUUGUUGUUAUAACCUAAAAGUGUCGGAUUCGCUGUUUUUUAAAGAGCACACCUGCUAUGCUAACAGGCUAACCAAAAACAUACAUGGCCCAUGGGUUGACGGUUUAGCAGGAAGUAAAAACUCACUGCAGACGCUUUAAUCUGUUCGGAGAAUGGACCUUUGAGUGAUAGCGAUGCUAGACAGAUGAGAUGAAGCCUGAACGUCAGAGUCCUGCCAUGGCYGAGGACAGGGAGCUGAGUCCAUCGGGGAGAGGAGCUGGGUCAUCCGGCCSUCGGGUCCGGCGGCUCUUCAGAAGUUCGACCCAUUUCCGGAGCCUUGUGGACGGCCUGCUGACUCUCAGACAGACUGGCAUCUUGUUUGAUGUGGUGCUGCUGGUGGAGGGUCGACCUAUCCAAGCCCACCGUAUACUCCUGGCAGCCUCCUGUGAUUAUUUCAGGGGGAUGUUUGCUGGAGGCCUCCGGGAGAUGCAGCAGAACGAGAUCCCAAUCCACGGAGUUUCCUUCAUGGCCAUGACAAAAAUCCUGGACUACAUCUACACGUCUGAGAUUGAGUUGGACCUGGAGAGUGUUCAGGAGGUCCUGAUAGCCGCUACGCUGUUGCAGCUUGAAAAGGUCAUUGGUUUCUGCUGCGACUUCCUGUUCUCCUGGCUGGACGAGAGCAACAUUUUGGAGGUGCACCACCUGGCGGAUCUGUACGAACUGCAGCUGCUCAAAGCCAGGGUCCACUCCUACAUCCUCAGGAACAUUCAGACUUUGUCUCGGACAGACGUGUACAGGCGGCUCCCCGAAGAGGACGUCUUCAGAGCGCUGAGCAGCGACGAGCUGCAGGUGGCCAGCGAGAACGAGGUGUACGAGGCGGCACUGCACUAUCAUUACAGCCCUGAGGAGGUGGAGACUGACCAGGUGUACUUGCAGGUCAGUCCGAAGGACAAUCUCCGAAUGCUCGAUGCCGUGCGCUUCUGUCUGAUUGAGAAGCAAACGUUGCAGAGGCUCCACAGCCGGCUGAAGCAGUGCCCGCUGAAGGACUCGGUGUCCGCGGCGCUGCAGUACCACGAGCAGGAGAUCUGGCAGCCCGAGCGGCAGACCCCUCUCACUCAGCCGCGCUCCACCUUCCACUGCGUCCUGGGCUUCGGGGGCAUGUUCAGCUCCAGCUCCCCGGCGGACAACGAGCACCCGUUCCACGUCUUCCACCCGAGCUGGAGGGAGUGGAGGACUCUGGCUGGCGCUCCCACGCCACAAAUGUCCAACCAGGGCAUCGCCGUCCUGAACAACUUCGUCUACCUGAUCGGAGGGGACAAGAACACGAGCGGGUUUCGGGCAGAGAAUCGCUGCUGGAGGUACGACCCUCGCCACAACAGGUGGUGCUCCAUCCAGCCUCUGCAACAGCAGCACGCGGACCACUGCGUCUGCGUGGCGGGCGGCCAUAUUUACACCAUCGGCGGGCGCGACUACCGAGCCGAGCUGGACUYGGUGGAGCGCUACGACCCGCACACCAACACGUGGGAGUUUGUGUCGUCUCUGAAGAGAGAGGUGUAUGCCCAUGCCGGAGCUGUGGCGGAUGGUAGGAUUUACAUAACGUGUGGGCGUCGAGGGUCGGCGUACCUCAGAGAGACGUACUCUUAUGACCCAGCAGCCAAUCAGUGGGCAGCGUGUGCGGAGGGGCCAGUGGAGCGGGCGUGGCACGGCAUGGCGGCCGUUAAUGGACGCGUGUAUGUCAUCGGGGGGAGUAACGAUCAGCGUGGGUAUCGACGUGACGUCCUGAAGAUGGCAUGCUAUGACCCCGCAUCAAACUCUUGGUCUCUGUUGAGCCCCCUCCCCUCCGGACACGGCGAGCCCGGCAUAGCUGUGCUGGACAGCCGCAUCUACGUCCUUGGAGGACGCUCGCACGACCGAGGCAACAGGAUGAAAUACGUUCACGUGUACAACACGGACUCGGAUGAGUGGGAAAACGAGACGGAGCUGAAGGAGCGUGUCUCUGGCCUGGCGGCCUGUGUGGUGCUCCUGCCUCCUGCCGUGAUGGCUCAGGCCCGGGGCUGGGAGCAGCGCACCAAGGCCUCAGACAUYGAGAACUCAGAGGACUCCAGUGAGGAUUGAAGCAGCUUUCAAUCAGCACUUCCUGUCCAGCGCCUUGACUUUGUUACUGAUGGUUUUUUUACCUGGUCAUGCAUCACGUAUGAAUUUGCUUGAUUUUGAGUGCCUCUGAGCUGAUGUCACUUUCUGUUGUUACUUCAAACACCUGUGGUACUCAYGUCAUCCAGGAACCCAAAUCCACUGACAUGAUCUAAAUCAGAGAUUCUUAACCCUUGGGCCACGUCACAAAUUAUCACAAAUGCGCAUGUGCAAAGCGGGCCGACCUCACGAGUUUUAUCAGGAAAAAGCUGAGGUUGCUAUUGAAAUGCCAUUUGGAUUGCACAAAUUCAACAGGUGAAUUCACGCUGUUAAACGUAUUUGCUCUAAACAAAUUUGUGUUCAAUUCAAUUCAAAAAUUACUUUAUUGAUCCCAGAGGGAAAUUAGGUAAAAAAAUUAAGUCAAACUUUCCUUUAGGAUCGUAGAUGAGAAAUUUCAUAAAUAUCCAAGCUAUAUGUGUGCUUUUUGAGCUCGCUGAAUUUGCACAAUUACAAUGACAUUUUAGCAACCUUUUACCUGGUUGACCUGUGACCCAGAAGAGCUAGGCUUUGCUAUGCGCAUGCACAUUUGUGAUACAUUUUUAUCUACAAAAUGGUCUAUUGUGCCACAAUUGCCACUUUGAAGAUGUCAACAGAUAAAUCUGUUUUCAGCUGUGGGCCAUGAGGGCAGCAGGAUGUCAUUGGUUUUGGACUGAGUUGCAGUACACUUUCUCACCACUAGGAGCGGUAGUGCGCUGCUCAGAUGUUAAUGUGUUGAAGAAGAGCCUUAGCCAUAUGCUAGCAAAAUUCAGAGGAAUAAAAGCGUAUUUUAAAAAAGUUAAAGCCAAAAAGUGAAGAAAACUUGCCCAAAAGACCAAAAUUGUUUGUAAGUAUAAUGCAGAUUUUAUCAAAUAUGUUUUAUUCAUGGGACUAACGAUUCAACAAAGCACUGAAGCCAAAACAGCAUUUAGAGUUUGUCACUAUAGAAGAGCAGCUUCUGGUGAAAACAAGCAAACAAAAACUAUUUUUGUGUUUGUGGGGGUAAUUUAAUUGUGUAAAAGUUCCAGGGAACGUGAUUAAUUUAAUAUUUACGUGCUGAGGCUGUCAGAGAGAUGUUUGAGGGGUGGAGGUGGGAUGCUGUUUAUUUAUUUUUUAAUAUUUUAGUUCUGACCUUWUAUGUUUUGUUUAUGUCACAACCAGAAGUUUAACAGUUCAAAAUGGAGCCACCAGGGACAYAAUUAAAAACCAUAAAGACAGGACCAAACAUUAGGGCAAACUGUAUUUUCUAUUUUGUAGUAUUUCUCUGUCAUUAGAUUUCCCAGACUAGUUAAUUUUGUUACAAACUCACGGUGUUCAGUGUGCGACACAAACAACAACAUAUGUGUAGAUUAGAACAAAUUUCAAGUAGGGUCCAUGAUCUCAGAUCAUCUCAAAGACUAGUUCUGUUCUUCCUUUCAUCAAUAUAUAGCCAUUUUAUGUUGUUAUUAACCCUAAAUAUUUAGAAAAAUGCACUUCAAAUGGCUGGAAAUGCAUAGUUUUGAGUAGAUUUUUUUCUAAAUUUUCCAUCUGGACCCUCGUAGGAUCACCUUGCGCUGCUGGCGUGCUCUACUACGGUUAGGUGUUUCUGCCACCAGCAAAUGUUGACAGGUAUAUAUAACUGUUUGUCAUAAUCAUGUCUUAUGAUUUACUGUAUAUGACAAGGUCUUUGCUUGUUAAACUGUAAGUGUAAUUCAUUUAGUUCUAAAGCAAACACAAUACAAAUUAAACUAAGAUUGAGAUCAGUUAUCAGUUUGAUCAGUACAUUGUAAUGUCUGAAUGGACCUCGUGCCACUUUGGAUUCAACAGGUCAAAAAGGUUAAGAACCCCUGAUCUAAAUCACUGAACACAUCUGACUUUCUUGAAAAGACUCCAUCUUUAUUCCUUCAGGACUUUUUGUUACAGGAUCUGUUAAGAUCCACGUUGAGUGUUUCUUGGUUUUCUUGGGAAUACUGUCUGGCUCACAUUAAAAAAAACCUCACUCGUGCCUUGUUUUGUACUCACAUCCUCAGAGUGCCAUGUCUGACCAUGACACAGAAACCAGGUUUUUGUGAAGUGAAAACCAAACCAUUACGGACUCUUGCGUUUUUUUUUUUAAAUUAUUUUAUUUUCUAAUUAACAUCAUGAUUUUGAAAUAUUCUGGCUCUGUGUCACGUGAUGCUGCAAGCAUCUGUUUGUUCCUUCUGCUCAGUUUUAACACCUCUACCACUCUGUGUCGAGUUACUGUUGCAAAACCAAAAAUAAGAAUUUUGUUUUGA